GUGUGAUAGUUGUCAAAGACGAGGUGGCGUCUCGUCAUGGCGCUGGUGAAACGCAGUUGUGGCCUUGUUGGUCGUUUCUCCAACAGUAACUUGUUGUUGCAACACAGGUUGUGCGACAGAUUGUAUGUUUGUAUGAAUGGCGUGACCUCUGUAUCCACAUUAUCACCACCAUCACCAGCAUCAACUGUGGGGAAGAAGAAGAGGGAACUGUUGUCUCAGGAUGGACCUGAUUUACAGGACUUCAUCUCUGGGGAAUUGUCAGAGAAAAGCCAGUGGGAGGAGUACAGGGGAAAUCUGAAGCGACAGAAAGGAGAGAGACUCAGGCUGCCUCCGUGGCUGAAGACAGAGAUUCCCAUAGGGAAGAACUACAACAAGCUGAAGAACACUCUGCGUGACCUUAACCUGCAUACAGUGUGUGAAGAGGCCAGGUGUCCCAACAUCGGAGAGUGCUGGGGAGGUGGGGAGUUUGCCACUGCCACCGCCACCAUCAUGCUGAUGGGAGACACAUGUACCAGGGGGUGUCGCUUCUGCUCGGUGAAGACUGCGCGCAAGCCACCCCCCCUCGACCCCGAUGAGCCCUACAACACAGCCAAGGCCAUCGCACAGUGGGGACUGGAUUACGUGGUGCUCACAUCUGUGGACAGAGACGAUCUUGCCGAUGGAGGAGCGGAGCACUUUGCCAAGACAGUGUCCUACCUCAAGGAAAGGAACCCCAAGAUCCUGGUCGAGUGCUUGACACCAGACUUCCGGGGAGACUUGGAUGCGGUGGAGAAGCUCGCGCUCUCAGGGCUGGAUGUGUACGCUCACAAUGUGGAGACGGUGCGGGAGUUACAGAGGCACGUACGUGACCCUCGGGCCAACUUUGACCAGUCUCUACGCGUCCUGCGCCACGCCAAGGUUGCGAAGCCCUCGGUCCUCACCAAGACGUCCAUCAUGCUAGGGCUGGGGGAGACGGAUGCUCAGAUUUACACCGCCAUGACUGAGCUGAGAGAGUCAGGUGUCGACUGUCUGACCCUGGGGCAGUACAUGCAGCCUACCAAACGCCACCUCAAGGUGGAGGAGUACGUGACCCCAGAGAAGUUUGCACACUGGGAGAAGGUGGGCACUGAGAUGGGAUUUGUAUACACAGCCAGCGGCCCAUUGGUGCGGUCAUCCUACAAAGCAGGCGAGUUCUUCUUGAAGAAUCUGAUUAGGGAAAGGAAGACCACGUCAGAUUAGUGCGGACCCUUCCUUUACUGUCUUGUCCUGCUUUUCCUGCUGAAACCUCAAGGCAUAGACUCUCCUGUGUAUUUCGGGGAGCCUGCUCCACCUUCUUUCAUGUGCUGUUAUUAAAUGCUGCACAAACCAUAAUUUACAUUAUACAGAUUGUACAUCUGUGUAUUUAGCUGAUACUUAAAUCCAAAAUAGCUUAGUUAUUCAACCUAUUCAUCCCUUUAUACAGCUAGGUUUUUUUUUUUUUUUUUUUUUUCCUGAACAACUGAAACAAGGUGAGUACCUUACUCAAGGGUAUUAGAGCUGGAAUUGUAGCAGAUCCUACUCUGGAAUCACUGGGUUCAAGGCUAUGGGUACAGCCAGGAUAGGACACCAGUCUACUGCAUAGGACCCACACACUACAGGGAGGUUAGUCCCCAGUUAAUCAGAAACACAUCUGUGAAGGGUGGGAUCCAUACAUAUAGACACUGGGAGAACACGCAAACUCCACAUACACUGAGCUGGACUCAAAUCUACAGCUAUACAGCCCAAGUGCUGUGAGGGAGUAGCACUACCUGCUGCACCACUGUGCUGCCUUCUUCCAUCUGCAGAAUAUAAUAGUUUAAAGUGAAGCUGCACAAUGGAAUGUGGCAACAGGUAAGAGUGGGUAGGGCAAACUGAAUAUCACCAAUUUGAAUCAUCACUUCUGCCAUAGUACCCCCGAUCACUGUACUCACCCUGAAUUGAUAGUUAAAAUAUCCCAUUAUGUAAACUUGAGUUAGUGUAGAAUUGAUUCCAAUUGUAAAUUGUUCUGGACAAAGCUAGUAACCAAUGGUUCAUGUUUAAUAAUUAAAAAAAAAAAAUUACAAAUUC
Scleropages formosus (Asian bonytongue) is the source of this 2064-nucleotide messenger RNA. It is a transcript of the gene lias, whose product is annotated as lipoic acid synthetase. The transcript is spliced from 11 exons. Gene Ontology annotation, cellular component: mitochondrion. Bases 37 to 1218 code for a protein of 393 amino acids. Gene Ontology annotation, biological process: lipoate biosynthetic process. NCBI's taxonomy places the organism in Eukaryota, Metazoa, Chordata, Actinopteri, Osteoglossiformes, Osteoglossidae. Gene Ontology annotation, molecular function: lipoate synthase activity; 4 iron, 4 sulfur cluster binding. The record is from RefSeq and is a predicted model, not a curated record.